This is a messenger RNA of Raphanus sativus (radish), 975 nucleotides long. RefSeq lists its product as uncharacterized. Lineage: Eukaryota; Viridiplantae; Streptophyta; Magnoliopsida; Brassicales; Brassicaceae. The transcript has 2 exons. Bases 1 to 975 code for a protein of 324 amino acids. The record is from RefSeq and is a predicted model, not a curated record.
AUGUAUCCUGAUGUAUUUGCUGGAGGAUAUGGUCCUGGAUAUGGACCAGAAGCUUUCAUGGCGUGGGCUAGCAGCCUAGAGAGUUUCAUUAUGCAGAAUCAAGUAUCCUCAUUGGAAAGCCUAUCCCUUGCUGUUAGUUUGCUGAGAGGUGAGGCUAAAGCAUGGUGGAGGGUAGAGAAAGAAGCUCGUUGGUAUGAUGAGGAACCAAUCUACACUUGGAGUGAGCUUAAAAUAGUCAUGAGUUUUAAGUAUUUGCCUGGUUUCCAAUGGGAGGAGAAAGAACCAGAUUUUGAUUUUUUCUUGGAAGAGAUUGAACAACCAGAUUCACUACCAGAGGAUUCAGUGUCCAAGAUGGCAGUUGAACAGGAAGGAGAAACACAAGAGCUGUGUUUAUAUGUGCCUGAUCAAACAAAGAAAAAAGAGGAAGUGCUUGGAGAGUCAUCUACAGCUUCUGAAUCAGUCCUUGUCUUGGUUAAUCAAGGUGUUAAGUUCAGUGUGAUGGAUCAUCUGAGAGCUAUAAAAGGCUGGCAGCAAGUUGUUUUUGAACCAGGAGGAAGCUUGAGUGCUAGUAGACGAAGCAACAACAAGCUGGCUCAGAAAACAGUUUCAUAUAAGCUUGAUCUGCAAGGUUUCUUCACUCCUGAAAAACAAGAUUUGAGGUCAAAUCUUUUUGAAGGGAGAGAGGAUGGUGUGAUCCUGAGUAGCUGCUAUGAAAAGGGAAGAGAGUCAGGAGGUAACACGUUCUUGAUCAGACCCCUAACUGAUCAGAACAAGCUGAGAUCCAUAAAACAAAAACUUGUUGUGGUUAAAGAGAUACCAAAGCUUGAGAAUGAAUAUGAGGAUCAUUACACACGACCACCAGACCCUAUGCAACAUGAGAAUCAAGUUAUAAUGAGCAUUGGCCAAGGUGUAUUGAGAGAGAUCAGAGGUAUUCUCCUAGGCAGCCAGAAGGAGCUAGUUCAUCCACCAGUGUGA